Molecule: messenger RNA, 825 nt
Organism: Ostertagia ostertagi
Lineage: Eukaryota; Metazoa; Nematoda; Chromadorea; Rhabditida; Trichostrongylidae
Source: the annotation of a GenBank genome assembly
AUGCUAGAACAAUGCCGAAUGGACGUGCGGUUCCAUCUGGAAGGAACGCCGUACGUUGCCGAUGACACGAUAGGCACUGGCGCCUAUGGAGUUGUCUGCAAAGCAAAACACUUGGGCCGUGAUAUUUACAUGGUGAUGGACCUCAUGGAAACUGAUCUGCAUCAGAUCAUUCACAGUCGCCAAGCGCUCUAUUUGCACUCAGUUGGAAUUGUGCAUCGAGAUUUGAAGCCAUCGAAUCUCUUGGUGAACGGUGAUUGCCUGCUCCGGAUCGCUAACAUGCAGAAUUCAUACCAACACAACUUCGAAGACCUCAAAAAUGUUUACUGUUUGCAGCAGUAUGUCGCUACGAGGUGGUAUCGCGCGCCCGAACUCCUCUUUUCAAUGAUCGACUACGAUACCAAGGUAGACAUGUGGUCAGCGGGUUGCAUAUUCGCCGAGAUGAUCAUGCGACGGCAGAUCUUUCCUGGUAAAGAUGGGGUGUCGCAAGUGAAAAUGAUCGUCUACUACUUGGGAACUCCAGAAGAGCGUGUGAGUGACGAGAAAAAUAGUCAAUGCAUAUCUUCUAAGAAUGUUCACAUCUCUUCCUCCAUACAGGUGAUGUCGCAAAUCACGUCCGACAUUGUGCUCGGGUGGAUAGAAAGUUGUGGCAAGAAGGAGCCACUCCCAUGGUCGGCGAUCCUCCCAAAGGCUAGCGCUGAAGCUUUGGAAGUGAUCGACAAGUUACUCCAAAUCUCACCAUGGAAUCGGUCGAAUGCUGAAGAGGUGCUCUCGCUGCCGUACCUCGCAACAUAUCAUGAUCCAGCAUUCGAACCUACAUGCCCCCUA